UAGGACCAGAAGUUGUGUUGCGACUCCCGGAAGUUGUCAAAACUGUCAUGGCGGCGCCUGUAGUGAACAGUUGUAACAGUCGAAUUAACUGCUGGUUUCCAGUCUUAGCGCUGGGAGUUUCUCUGCUCAAAUGUCUCUUCAUCAACGCAUAUCAUUCCACAGACUUCGAGGUCCACAGGAACUGGCUGGCCAUCACACACAGUCUGCCUGUGUCCAGGUGGUACCACGAGAACACGUCCACGUGGACCCUGGACUACCCUCCGCUGUUCGCCUGGUUCGAGUUUGGACUUUCCCACGUGGCUCAGCACUUUGACGCCAACAUGCUUCAGGUGGAGAAUCUGAACUACGUCAGCGACGCCACCGUCGUCUUCCACAGGCUGUCGGUCAUCUUCACAGACCUUCUCUACAUCUGUGCUGUCAGAGAGUGCUGCAGGUGCGUUCAAGGACAGAAAGGUUUCCGGGACGUUUUUAGUCAGCCGUCCUUCAUCCUGGCAGUUCUGCUGCUCUUCAACUUCGGCCUCCUCAUCGUCGACCACAUUCAUUUCCAGUACAACGGCUUCCUGUUUGGUUUCCUGCUGCUGUCCGUGGCCAGACACCUGCAGUCUCAGCACCUACAGGGGGCAGUGCUGUUCUCCAUCCUGCUCAACCUCAAGCACAUCUACCUGUAUGUGGCGCCGGCCUACGGCGGCUUCCUGCUCAGGAGCUACUAGCUCNNNAGCUACUGCUUCACUCAGGACAACAAAGACGGUUCUUUACGGUGGAACAGUUUUAGUCUCCUACGAUUUAUGGCUCUGGGAACCAUCGUUCUCUCUGUCUGCGCUCUGUCCUUUGGACCGUUCAUCCUCAUGGGCCAGCUGCCCCAGCUUCUGUCCCGCCUCUUCCCCUUCAAGCGCGGCCUCUGUCACGCCUACUGGGCUCCAAACUUCUGGUCCCUGUACAACAUGGUGGACAAAGUCCUGACCAGCGUCGGUGUUCGUCUGAACCUGCUGCAGGAGGCGGAGCUUCAUCGGGCCUCGAUGACGGGUGGAUUGGUCCAAGAGUUCCAGCACGCCGUCCUGCCGUCCAUCUCGCCGUCUGUCACGCUCGUCUGCACCGUGCUGUCCAUCCUGCCAGCGCUGACCGUCCUGUGGCUCCGCCCCCGCGGUUCCCGCCGUUUCCUCCGCUGCCUGCUGCUCUGCGCUCUCGGCUCCUUCAUGUUUGGCUGGCAUGUCCAUGAGAAGGCCAUCCUCAUCGUCAUUCUGCCCCUCGGUAUCCUGGCGGUGGAGAGCAGAGAGGAUGCUGGGAUUUUCCUGCUUCUGAGCACCACGGGUCAUUACUCUCUGUUCCCGCUCAUCUUCACACCUGCAGAGCUGCCGAUCAAAAUCCUUCUGAUGUUGAUUUACAGCAUUUACUCCUUCACUGCACUGAGGAAACUCCUGAGUGGUCAGGGUCCUGUAUUGCGCCCACUAGAGGUCGUCUACCUGAUAGGUUUGGUUGGCGUGGCAGUGUUCUGCGAGGUUGUCUUCCCUCUGUCACCGUGGCACCAGAAGCUGCCUUUUCUCCCCCUGCUGUUGACCUCCGUGUACUGCGCCCUGGGCGUCAGCUACUCCUUCCUCAGACUGUAUUUGACUCUGCUGAGUGGGACACAGCGGGACAAACCAAAACAGUCGUGAGGGGACACACGUCACAGUGAGUGUACGUGGGACCUACACAGACGGUGACCACCAGGGGGCAGAACUCUCAAAAGACAUUUUUCUGGGUGUGAUGACAUCAUCUGUUCACAAACAUUGAACGUUUUUAUUUUGUGGACCAAAUAAGGAGGUGUUCCCAAACCACACUGGGAUUAUUGUGUUUGUUUUCUGAAAAUAUCAAAUAAAUUCACUCAAACCUGA
Cynoglossus semilaevis (tongue sole) is the source of this 1871-nucleotide messenger RNA. It is a transcript of the gene alg8, whose product is annotated as ALG8 alpha-1,3-glucosyltransferase. Gene Ontology annotation, biological process: protein N-linked glycosylation; dolichol-linked oligosaccharide biosynthetic process. NCBI's taxonomy places the organism in Eukaryota, Metazoa, Chordata, Actinopteri, Pleuronectiformes, Cynoglossidae. The record is from RefSeq and is a predicted model, not a curated record. Gene Ontology annotation, cellular component: endoplasmic reticulum membrane. Gene Ontology annotation, molecular function: dolichyl pyrophosphate Glc1Man9GlcNAc2 alpha-1,3-glucosyltransferase activity.